Musca vetustissima is the source of this 786-nucleotide messenger RNA. RefSeq lists its product as uncharacterized. The transcript has 2 exons. NCBI's taxonomy places the organism in Eukaryota, Metazoa, Arthropoda, Insecta, Diptera, Muscidae. The record is from RefSeq and is a predicted model, not a curated record. The coding region runs from base 1 to 786 and encodes 261 amino acids.
AUGGCUAAAUUAGAUGUACCACCCGUUAAAAAACAAAAAGCUAAAAAAAGAAAAAACUCCUGUGUGGAACAUGAAGAUGAGGUAGCGAAUAAAAGUCUAAUUUUGGAGAGUACAGCUCCAUCACAAGAUACAGAAAUCGCCACAGACCAACAUGAUCAAGUGAUUUCAAAGAAAACAAAGAAGCGUAAGAACAAAGAUAAAGGUGCCAUCAAGGAGAAACGUUCUAAAUCACACAACACAGCUGUUGAAAGCGACGAUAAUGAUGAACAGCACGAGGUAAAUCAACAUGAUAAUGACGAAGAUGGUGGUGACGAUGAUGAAGAUGGAACAAUGCAACCCACUUUGGAACAACUAAAAGAAUGUGAAAAACCAGAAAAUACAUUAGCCAUAAUUACGGGACGUCAAAAGAAAAAACAAAAACGUCAAAAGCUUUUGGAAGCCCAAAAGGAGCAUUCUAUGGAGAAGGAGAAGCAACGCAAUGAAGAAUAUCUUAAAAAAUGGAAAACAUGUCGUGAUGAAUGGAAAUUCGAAAAGCUGCGACAAAUCUCAAUACAGCAGAGCAUGUUUGAUGAACAAAUCUUAAAUGGCGAAUAUUGGAAUAUAGCCUUAGAGUAUUUGGCUGGCAGUAAAGGUGCCGCAAAGGAAAAAGUCAUUAAAAUGGCAAAUGAUGUUAUCGAUGAAAUCGAUAAACUAUGUGAAGCAAAGGAAAGCGAAGAAGAACGUCAGGGAUUGGUUAAUUCGGUCAAAUAUCAAAGAGCGCGAGAUUUAUUACAGAUAUUUGAUUGA